This is a messenger RNA of Rubroshorea leprosula, 647 nucleotides long. NCBI's taxonomy places the organism in Eukaryota, Viridiplantae, Streptophyta, Magnoliopsida, Malvales, Dipterocarpaceae. The record is from the annotation of a GenBank genome assembly.
GCAUGUACUGUUUUCUUGUAAAAUGUAAACGCAAGUACUUUAUCAUUUUUGUUUUACUAACUGUCAAAUUCAAAAAAUUGCGUAGUUUCUUUCCUUGAGCAUUGAACCGCCGUACACGCAUACUUACAUCAAGGUCUUGAAAGUUGUGUAUUAGUACGGAAAUUUGGUUUGUCUACUCAAUAAAAUUGUGUAACGAAUCUGAUAUAUCAUAAUUGAUGUAUUGAAAUUAUUUUGAAGUAGUUUAGCUAUUGAAUGUGGGGGAUUGGUGAUGGUCUUCUCAAAGCUAAGCAGUUGAAUAUUCAAAAUCUUAUCGUGGAAAUGGAUACCUUGGUUGCCUUUUCAUCUUCUUUCAAAGGAACUGAAUCCCAAUCAUCCUCUGCUUACCUUGAUCUUGGACUACACGGAAAUAUUGGCGAAGAUUCCUCAAGUUCAGCUGCGCCACUUGCUUAGAGGAGCCAACUCCUGCGCUGACCGACUUGCUGUUAUGAGUCAUGAGCUAUCUGUUGAUCUGGUUUAUUUUGAAGCUCGCUCAGCUGGGCUUUUGUUAUGAUUAUUAUUAUUAUUAUUAUUAUUUUUUGAGUAAGGAGAAUUUUGAAAAAAAAAGGGAAAAAUAUUAUAAAUUGUUUUUAUAAAAACUUAAAUUUUAA